GCAUUGUAAUUUUGUAAUAAUACAAGAAUGAUGAAGAAUAAUUUUGCCUUUUGCAGGAAUGUCAGCUUGAGGUUCGAGUCAUCUAGCAAAACGAUGGUUCUAAUUCCUCCUUUUUGUCCCCUCUUUUGCCAUUGUCAUCGCCCAUCGAGGAAUUCUUUUGAUCGUACCCUGUUCUUCUGUCUCGCUAACAAAACAAAAUAUUCUUCUUGUUCUUGUUGCUCUGCCUCCCACUGUCAAAUUUCUCUGUCGCAUUCCCUCUUUCAUCAUCCAUCCAUUUCAAACCCUCUUCUCACCCUUCUCCCCCUAACCCCAAAUCACAACCCUCUCUGUUCUCACUUUUCUUGUUCCAAUUUUCACCAACCCCAUUUGGGGUUCUCUUCAUUUUUGCUCUUCUUCCUCCAUUGAUGCAAUUUUCACAAACCCCAUUUGGGCUUCUCUUCAUUUUUGCUCUUCUUCCUCCAUUGACUUUUCUUCUUCCCCCUUUCGGCCAGUAUUGAUGUGGGUCAUGCCCACUUUUCUUUGUUCUUCUACUUCAGACGAUUAAUGCUUCAUAUUCAGGCUGGAUGCCACUGCCAGUUUAAGAGGUGAAACAGGCUGUUGAAAGGCUGCAGAAUUAUGGAGAAGACUGCUUCUCGGUUCGUUGAUCUUGUACAAACCAAGAAAUCUUUUGAGGAGAUCAAGUACUGGACGUGGUCAGAACUGUUGAUUACUCUGAAGCAAUGUCAAGAAUCACCUUCAUUAACAAACUCGUCAAUUAUGCUCAAGAAAUGCAUGGAUUUGCUUAGCCAAAAGAUCGGUUUGGCUGAUGGAGUGAGCUCAUCUACUUCAUCCGUUAAUAGUUCCAGAUUUCGGUCAUCUUGUGACAGCAAAAGCACUGAAAGCUUAAAGACAAAUUCUAGUUCCACGACUUGGUGGUUUGAGGAUCUAUUGUUCUUUAGCACUGAAUGUCUUGAAAUGUUUGUACAAUCCAUGAUCUUGCACGAAUUUGAUCAUGUUCUUUUAAGCAAAUUCCUUAUUCAUUUCCAGAAAUCUAAGUUCCUUACUGCAGCUUCAGAUGUAAAAAGGAGAGUAAUAGAAUCUGUCAUCGAUAUGCUUGACACUCUCGAUGAAAAUGUGCUAUCUCUGAAGGCUUUGUUCGACAUUCUACGAGUUUCCUUAGGCUUGAACAUAAAUAAAGGCAGCAAGAGUAGAUUAGAGGCCAUGAUUGGUUCAAAGUUGGGUCAUGCUACACUAGACAAUUUGCUUGUGCCUUCCCCAUGUGGAGCAAACUACUUAUAUGACGUCAACCUUGUUUUGAGACUGUUUAAGGCAUUUUUAUCAGGAGGAAUCAAUCAAGCAUCUCCAUCUCAAUUAAGUAAAGCUGCUAACUUGAUGGAUUCAUACAUGGCAGAGGUAGCACCAGACCCAUGUCUUAAGUCGUCGAAGUUCCUCGCUCUUGCAAAUGUCAUUCCCGACUCCGCCAGGAAGUCCUAUGAUGAAAUGUACUAUGCCAUAGACCUGUACUUUGAGAUGCAUGCAGGAAUGUCAGAAGAGGAAAAGGAGAAAAUAUGUUCUGCACUGAACCAUAAAAAGCUCUCCUACGAAGUUUGCAUUAAUUUCUCUAAGAACCCAAAAUUCCCAUCUAGAUCUAUUCCACCGAGCCCGGAAAGUCCACAACCUGAGGCCGAAAACUUACUUCAGAACAUAAACUACUCAAAAUCCCUGAUAAACUGGCCUCACAAUCUCACAGAAGGCAUAAGCAGGAAUGAAAAAGAAGACAAAUCCUCAGAACAAAUUGUGCUGUAUCAUGGAAAAUUUGAUCUUCCUGCUGAUAAUGAGAGAGUCAAAGUUCAUUUGGAAGGAAUGCAAUGGAGAGUGUUGGAAUUGGAGAAACUAUGUAUAAAAAUGCAGACCCAAAUGAGAAAGAUUUUGAAAUCUAGAGUGGCUUCAAGUCAUUGUCAAGUGAAAUCAUUGCCUAAGCUAUGUUCAUAAGGAGAUUUUGUAUAAUGUAUAUAGUAAAAAAAAAUCCAUUUUCUCUUCUUGCUUGUUGUUGCAGAUUGAGUUUGGUUGUAAAGUUAGAAAAAGGAAGAUGAUGAUGAUGAUGAAGCCUUUAACCAAAACCAAUUAUUCUUGUGAAUUAUUGCUGCAAAGUUAUUGUGUGAAUGAGAUUGAAAGUUGAAAGUUGAGUCUUUUUCCAA
This is a messenger RNA of Benincasa hispida (wax gourd), 2177 nucleotides long. Its product is annotated as BTB/POZ domain-containing protein At3g22104-like. The record is from RefSeq and is a predicted model, not a curated record. NCBI's taxonomy places the organism in Eukaryota, Viridiplantae, Streptophyta, Magnoliopsida, Cucurbitales, Cucurbitaceae.